This is a messenger RNA of Caenorhabditis elegans, 1270 nucleotides long. RefSeq names its product RNA_ligase domain-containing protein (gene ZK287.7). The transcript has 5 exons. Bases 8 to 1171 code for a protein of 387 amino acids. Gene Ontology annotation, biological process: pseudouridine synthesis; RNA modification. NCBI's taxonomy places the organism in Eukaryota, Metazoa, Nematoda, Chromadorea, Rhabditida, Rhabditidae. The record is from RefSeq and is marked reviewed. Gene Ontology annotation, molecular function: pseudouridine synthase activity; RNA binding.
GAGAAAAAUGAACACACUGCGACGAAUAUCGACAUGUCGAUUCACAAGUAAUACAGCGUCUUCAACUUCUUUGGAGUCUGCACCGGCUCCACUAAAUCCAAAAGUUCAGAAAGCUCUGACUCCUGCCACGUUUUCAAAUCCCAAUCAGCUGGCUCGAUACCUAUCGAAAAAGGUUUUGGCUCACGCUCCAGGUCGAUUUGUAGUGUUGGAAAAGCCAUAUGGAUUGUCAUGUGUUGGACAACUUCAAGAAAAUGGUGGAGUAUUUGGGAAUAGUGUUCGAGAUGAGAGAAAAACUGAAAAAUGGGCUGGUACAAUCAAAGCAAGGACUCAAGAACAAAUGGGAGUAACAAUUUCCGAUUGUAUCAAAGAUUUGAGAAAGUUGCUCCGUGAGCCUCAGCUCAGUUUCUGUACAGGCUUAAAACGAUACUUAUCUGGUGCAAUUGUUCUUCCAUGUAAUGAAAAGGAUUCCAAUAUUCUGAAAGAAUGUAUCAGAAGCACUUCUUCAAAUGUCGAACCCCCUUUUAUGUAUAAUGCCUUAGCAAUCACAAUUGGAAGACCUGAAAAGAGCAGUGGAGUCAUAACUGGAUUUGCCACGUUUCGGAAUGUCGGAAAGCACAAAGAGUACAUUUUCGAAGAAAGAAAAACAACGAAACGGGCAAAAACUGGAAAAUACGCUGUAGAAGGACAUAUGAGCUAUCGAGUACUGGACACAAAAAAUGGAAUUUCAUUGAUCGACUUUUCAGUAAAUAAAUUUGCUCGUCAUCUCCCACGACUGAUGCUAACUCAGAUGUCUUGUCCGAUCCUCGGAGACACUAUCUACUGGAGACGUUUGGCCGACGUGGAUGGAGUUCCUGAACUUAUCAGCGCGGGAAACAUGGGGCAUAGAAUUUUCAUCCCACCUCAUCUUUGUUCGACGCUCGAAACUUCAAAUCGAAGUCUACUCACUUCACUUCCAAUUUAUUGCCACGUGUACAACACAAUUUUCGAAGACGUCGGUGGUCAUGAAGCACAUGGUCUCGUUGCAGCUGCGAAACCACCGGCUCAUUUCAUAGCAAUGCUCGAUCUACUUGGUCUUCGUCAUGCUUAUAAAGAUUUUAUGAAUAGAUCUGAAAAACCUUCAGAAGACUCAUCGUCUUCAACAUCACGAACAUCGGGAGAUGUCGUAUUUUAGGAUCUCAAAUUUUAUUAGUUCAGUUAUUGUAAGAAAUCUUGUCAGUUUUUUGUUGUUGUCUGUUGCUCUUUGUUAACUAAUAAAACGCAAUUUUUCUUG